AUAUUGAAUGCUUGACCAACCUCCACCUCGGAAUUCUACACAUCAGCAACGAUUCUUGUCAAGAUGUCAAGUGCUGAGUGGCGGGGCGGUCAAGAUACAUACGAAGAUGAACAGGAGAAGAAGGUUAUCUUGGGUGCACUAUCCUCUUUCUAGUAAGUUUGCCGUUCCUGCUUCUGAUUCAACUCGAUGGUAUUUUGAACCCACCGAAAGCCUCUGUGAUCUUCUCACAGUGAAGAUACACAUCAUUGUUCCAGCGUCAAGGGGUGAAUAUUUCAACGUACUAUCCUCACAAUCCAUAUCACUACAUCAAUUAAUUCACUCUAGUUGGCAAUUCGAACCGACUUGACCAAACUCACGGAAAAAGCAUCCAAUACUCUUUCCAAAGAAGCCACAAGGAACCUUCCACUGACUCGUUGCAGUCAAUACUCCAAAGUUGCCCAUUACAACACUACUCAUCUCAGACGACAAUCCUUCUAUGCUCUCCCAAAGAAGCACUGGGAGCUCUUAGCGAAGCCUCCUUUCUCCUACCUUGACACUCUCAACGAAGUAGACCUGGCCAUUGACAAGAAUGCGGAAAUUGCUCAAGCUAUUCUUAAAGCUGGUCUCGAAUCUUUCGGACUUAAUGAUCCAUCCCUGAUAGUAACCAAAGAUGGCUCCGAUUGGCGAACCUCCGCAACCACGAAUGACCUAGAAAAGGCGCGCAGUACUCUCCGUCAACUCUUCCGCGAUUGGUCUGAGGAAGGUAUCGUCGAGAGAAAUGCAGCACACUGCCCAGUACACGCCGCACUGCAAAAAGAGCGAAGUCUUCGUAGUCUUCGAAGUAAUGAGAAAAUGAACAUUCUUGUCCCCGGUGCGGGUCUUGGUCGCCUGGUCUUUGACCUAUGUAUUGAUGGAUUCAACGCCGAAGGCAACGAAAUAAGCUACCAUCAACUUCUUGCAAGCUCCUAUAUCCUCAACUACUCCGUCGGAUCUCGUAUACACACUUUGUAUCCAUGGGCUCAUUCCUUUUCCAACCACAAAUCUCGCAAAAACCAUUUGAAAUCGGUUCUAAUACCCGAUGUCAGUACAGGAGAUCUCAUGACUCACACGGAAGAAUCUGGAGAUAUGAGCAUGAGUGCAUCUGACUUUCUGCUUUUGUACGGAAGUAAGAAACAGCAAGACAGAUUUGAUGCUGUUGCCACCGUAUUUUUCCUUGAUACAGCUCCUAAUCUCAUUCGAUACAUCGAGACUGUGCGCAAUUGUUUGAAGACAGGAGGAUUAUUGAUAAAUGUCGGUCCUCUGCUUUGGCAUUUUGAACGAAACGCACCUGGGAGUCAUGGUCGUGAGCGAGAGGAGAGGGAAAAGGAAAUUGCGAUUGAGAUAGACAGCGGAAAGGAGAAAGAGCAGGAGAAUGAGAAUGAAAAGGCGACGGAGAAAGAUAAGGGGAAGGGAAAAGAGGUAGAUAAGGGGAAGGGAAAGGAGGUAGACAAGGGAAAAGGAAAGGAGGUAGAUAAGGGCAUAGGAAAAGAGAGAGAGCAGGAGAAAGAUCCUAAACCAACCACCUGGGGUACGUUCACUUGCCCUCAUCAACUACAUAAAUACUAAUUAAUCCCAGGAAUCGCGGAUCCAGGUAGUGUCGAACUGACAGACGACGAGGUUGUUGCUCUUGUAGAAGAGCUGGGGUUUUCCAUUGAGAAGCGAGUAUUCGGUAUCCAAGCACCUUACAUUCAGGAUGCAAACAGCAUGUUACAGAAUACUUAUCGGGCUAGCCACUGGGUGGCAAGGAAGAAAUGAAAAGUUUGUGCUUUGGGGA
Messenger RNA from Hymenoscyphus albidus, 1792 nucleotides. The record is from the annotation of a GenBank genome assembly. Lineage: Eukaryota; Fungi; Ascomycota; Leotiomycetes; Helotiales; Helotiaceae.